CUACAUUACUUCAAUCAAAUAGAGAGAGAGAGAGAGAGAGAGAGAGAGAGAGAGAGAGAGGGCAAAUUCUAAUUUCAUGGCGAAUUCUAAGCUGCAAGCAAUUUGGAACCACCCAGCCGGCCCGAAAACUAUCCAUUUUUGGGCUCCAACUUUUAAAUGGGGCGUAAGCAUUGCCAAUAUUAUCGACUAUUCAAAACCACCUGAACAACUCUCCUACGUUCAGCAAUCAGCCCUUACAUGCAAUGGACUUAUAUGGGCAAGAAACAGCUUAAUAAUUACACCAAAGAACUGGAAUCUUUUCAGUGUCAGUAUUGGGAUGGCUGCAACUUCCAUGUUUCAACUUUCACGUAAAAUUCAGCAUGACUUAUCUCCCAAAAACCAACAAGCUGCUGCAAAAGCAUAAUGAAGAACAUCACUUCAUCAACUUGUUAUAGAGUAACUUGGCAUACCAAGUUGGGCACACUCUGAUUUGAGUUAUGUAAACUGCUUAUUAGUUUCUUUCUGUUUUUGAAAUACAAUUGAUGGUAAAUUACGGAAGAGUGAGAUUAAACUCGAGUGUGAUGAAUAAGCACACCGUGCCCAACUAACCGGACUAUUUAUGUUAUAAUUACUUGAUAAAUUAUAUUUUUUU
Molecule: messenger RNA, 631 nt
Organism: Prunus mume (Japanese apricot)
Lineage: Eukaryota; Viridiplantae; Streptophyta; Magnoliopsida; Rosales; Rosaceae
Product: mitochondrial pyruvate carrier 4-like
Biological process (GO): pyruvate import into mitochondria
Cellular component (GO): mitochondrial inner membrane
Source: RefSeq, a predicted model, not a curated record